Penicillium concentricum is the source of this 2733-nucleotide messenger RNA. RefSeq lists its product as uncharacterized. The coding region runs from base 1 to 2733 and encodes 910 amino acids. Gene Ontology annotation, biological process: glycoprotein catabolic process; carbohydrate metabolic process. The record is from RefSeq and is a predicted model, not a curated record. Lineage: Eukaryota; Fungi; Ascomycota; Eurotiomycetes; Eurotiales; Aspergillaceae. Gene Ontology annotation, molecular function: beta-mannosidase activity. The transcript is spliced from 4 exons.
AUGUAUCUUUGGAACCAGCUUGUGCUGGCGGUGCUUUUAUCAGUGCUGCCGACGACUCUUGGACAGAAUGUUUUGGAUCUGAGUGGUGACGGAUGGACUGUCAGUAGCAAGGCGCUGAAUAUUAGCGUCCCCGGCAACGUCCCAUCACAGGUGCAUUUGGAUCUUCUUGAUGCGAAUGUGAUAGAUGACCCGUUAACCACCUCCAAGUCUUCCUGGCUUGUGUUCAAUGGGCUCGACACCUUUGCAACAAUUCAGUUCUGCGGUCAAUCUAUAGGAACUACAAAUAAUCAGUUCCGGCAGUAUACUUUUGACAUUUCCAAUGCGUUGAAACAUUGCAACGCUUCUCCAACCCUCUCUCUUGAGUUUGGAAGUGCCAGUAAAAUUGCAAAUGCAAUUGCCGAUGAUCCAAACUCACAAAAAUGGCCUAGCGGUGUACAAGGAACAUUCGAAUUCCCUAACCGCUGGUAUAUUCGAAAAGAACAAUCCGACUUUGGCUGGGACUGGGGUCCCGCGUUCUCGCCUGCUGGCCCAUGGCAGAACAUCUACCUAGUGCAGUCCGAGAGCGAGGAAGAUAUACAUGUUCUAAACACAGGCUUCGACAUCUAUCGAAAGGGCCAAAUCAACCACCUUGCCCCCGAUCAGAGUCAGCCCUGGGUUGUGAAUGCAAGUAUUGACUAUCUCGGCUCUCUACCUAGACGCCCAUCUAUGUCUAUCGAUAUCAAGGACCUCGAGUCAGGCAAAGUGUUGAAGUCCGGAUCGCUCGGUAAUGUCGUUGUAUUUGGACAAACUAUCACCGGUACCACCAUAGUUGAUGCAGACGCACCGAGCCUCUGGUGGCCCGCAGGGAUGGGCAAGCAAAACCUAUACAACAUCACAGUCACUAUCCAGAGCUCAGGCGAUGACCUCGCCGUCGUAACCAAGCGAACUGGCUUCCGCACUAUUUUCCUGAAUCGAUCAAAUAUCACUGAUGAACAGUUGGCUCAGGGUAUCGCACCCGGCGCGAAUUGGCAUUUCGAAGUAAACGGCCAUGAAUUCUACGCCAAGGGCUCGAACCUCAUUCCACCAGAUGCUUUCUGGCCGCGAGUCACUGAGGCCAAGAUGCAGCGACUCUUCGAUGCAGUUGUCGCCGGAAAUCAAAAUAUGCUCCGAGUCUGGGCUUCGGGCGCAUACCUCCCGGACUUUAUGUACGAUCUCGCCGACGAACGCGGAGUAUUGCUGUGGAGCGAGUUCCAAUUUAGCGAUGCUCUAUAUCCCACAGACCAACCAUUCCUCGACAAUGUUGCUGCCGAGGUUGUCUACAACGUGAGAAGGGUCAACCAUCAUCCAUCCAUGGCUUUGUGGGCUGGUGGAAACGAGAUUGAAAGCUUGGAACUACCAAGCGCUAGACAACAUGAUCCUGCGUCAUAUCCCCACUUAGUUGGCGAUUACGAACAUCUCUUCAUCUCUCUGAUCCUCCCAUUAGUCUACGAGAAUUCGCGAUCGAUUUCAUACAUGCCCAGUAGCACAAACAACGGGUUCCUGGAAGUUAACCUGUCCGCUCCAGUUCCCAUGGCGGAGCGCUACGAUAAUGGCACAGAGGAAAAAGGACAUUACUACGGUGAUACAGACUACUACAACUACGACAGCAGAGUAGCAUUUGACUUCACCGGCUACCCAGUCGGUCGCUUCGCCAACGAAUUCGGAUACCACAGUAUGCCGAGUCUACAAACAUGGCAGCAAGCUGUGGACAAUGAAGACCUUCACUUCAACAGUAGCACCAUCAUGCUCCGGAAUCACCACUACCCAGCCGGCAGCCCAGACACGCACAACUACACGCGAUCAGCUUUAGGAAUGGCCGAAAUGACCCUAGCGGUAGAGCGAUACUAUCCGAUUCCCGAUAAGCAAGACUCGAUCGCCAACUUCAGCGCCUGGUGUCACGCAACCCAGCUUUUCCAAGCGGACAUGUACAAGUCCGAAAUCCAGUUCUAUCGUCGCGGAAGCGGAAUGCCGGAACGGCAGCUUGGAGCAUUGUACUGGCAACUUGAAGAUAUAUGGCAGGCUCCGACGUGGGCUGGGAUUGAGUAUGAUGGUCGCUGGAAGGUUCUUCACUACGUUGCUCGUGAUAUCUUCCAACCUGUCAUUGUAUCAUCGUUCUGGAAUUAUACCACUGGUGAUUUGUCUAUUUAUGUGACAUCGGAUCUCUGGGAAACGGCUCGGGGAACUGUGAAGUUUACCUGGACGGAUUUGUCUGGCAAGCCGAUACCAGGGAAUGCGGGUACUCCCUUGACGAAACGGUUCUCUGUUAGGGCACUUAAUACCACCAGGAUCUACGGUACCAAUUUGGCACAACUAUCCGUGCCUGAUACGAAAGAUGCGGUCCUGGUCAUCGAUCUCACUGCUCGGGGCCGUCUACCAAACGCUGAAAGUAAGAUUUUGACUACAUUCACCCAUCGAAACCAGUUCACACCUGUCUUCCCUAAAGAUCUGGCACUGAGAAACCCGGAACUGAAGCUGUCUCAUGAUGUCCUGGCUGGCACGUUGACCGUGGAAGCUCAGAGUGCUGUCUCGUUGUAUACAUGGCUUGACUAUCCUGCUGGUGUGGUGGGAUACUUUGAGGAUAACUCGUUCUCUUUACUUCCUGGUGAGAAGCGGACCCUUCGGUUUGUUGUACAGAAGGAUGAGACUGGGGGAAGUGGGUUGAUGGUGUUACUGUGCGCAGUCUGUGGGAUCAAACUACCAAGACUUGAGACUUGA